AUGUAUGCCUGCUAUUACAGCACCCAGGGUUAUCAUGCCAUGAUGAUCGUUGCCGGGAAACCUAACGAGAGAGGACCAGGAAGUGAUCUCAGGAGCCGCAGCCCGCAGUGCCGAGUGCCCGGUUCCCUGUCGUUGCUCGGGGUCCUGCACGGUGGGAGCCGCGCGCUGCAGACCCGGGUGCGGAGGACGCGGCGGGUCCGCGGGGACCUGAGACCUCGGGAUCCGCGGUGUCCGCGCUCGCGGGGCGGCCUGGGAAAGUCAGCAGUCAGCAGCGCAGUGGCGGGAACCGCAGCCCGGCGGCCCUGGAAGCUCCCAGGGAAGCAAGCCAUGUAUUCAUUGUUCCUAAAAGAGGAACUCACAGAAGACAAGCAGUAAGAGCUGGCUGAUUCUACAGUAAACAUGUCCCAGGGUCUGUUUUCAUUCAGGGAUGUGACUGUGGACUUCCCCCAGGAGGAGUGGGAAUGUCUGGACUCUGCUCAGAGGGCUUUGUGCAUUGAUGUAAUGUUGGAGAAUUACAACAACCUGGUCUUUGUGGCGAAGUAUUGCAAAUGUGAUCCUGUCCAUCACCAUGUGAAGACUGAAAAGGAGUCCUGUCAGUGUAAUGAGCUUGGCAAAGUGCCUCAUGACCCCUCCACAUGUGCACUUUAUAGAGCAAGUGAAACUACAGAAAACUCUGAUAACUACAAGCGACACCAUUGUCAGACAUGCAGGAAAUGCUUCAAGACUGCCACAUACCUCAGAGAACACGAGAGAAUUCAUACUGGAAUUAAACCUUUCAAGUGCAACGUUUGUGAAAAAUCCUUUACCCAGCGUUCAAGUCUUAAAAUACACCAAAGAGUUCAUACUGGGGAGAAACCUUACAAAUGUAAAGAAUGUGGAAAGUCAUUUCGUCAGUUGUCAGGAAUUAAUAGCCAUCAGAAAAGGCAUACUGGAGAGAAACCUUACAAGUGUAAGGACUGUGAUAAAUCCUUUGCCUAUUCUUCCACUGUCAAGAAACAUCAGAAAAUGCACAUUGCUGGGAGACACUAUAGUUGUCAAGAAUGUGGCAAGAUCUUUCUUCAGCUUUCACAUUUUAAAAGCCAUUACAGACGCCAUAUUGUAGAGAAGCUUUACAAGUGCAAUGAGUGUGACAGACACUUUCCCGGCUAUUCAUCAUUGAGUAGGCAUAUGAAAACUCAUUCUCUAGAGAAGUUUCACAAAUGCAAAGAAUGUGGUAAGUCCUUUGUUAAAUUAUCACUUCUUAACAGGCAUUACAGAAUCCACACUGGUGAAAAACCUUACAAAUGUGAGGUAUGUCACAAAUCCUUUAUCUGCAACUCAACUCUUAGAAGACAUCAGAAAAUCCAUACUGGGGAGAAACCUUACAAAUGUGAGGUAUGUGACAAGUCCUUUACCUGGAAAUUAUACCUUAAAAGACAUCAGAAUGUUCACACCGGAGAGAAACUCUACAGAUGUAAGAAAUGUGACAAGUCUUUUACUAGCCGCUCAUAUCUUAGAUCCCAUCAGAAAAUUCAUACUGGAGAGAAACUUCAUAAAUGCCAAGAUUGUGACAUGACCUUUACGCAUAUGGCAAAGCUUAGAAAACAUCAGAGAGUUCAUACUGGAGAGAGGCCGUACACUUGUAAGGAAUGUGACAAAUCCUUUAUUAGUUGCUCACAUCUUAGAAGACAUCAGAGAGUUCAUACUGGAGAGAGACCUUAUACUUGUAAGGAAUGUGACAAAUCUUUUACUAGGUGCGAUUUUCUUAGAAGACAUCAGAGAGUUCAUACUGGACAGCGACCUUACAGUUGUAAGGAGUGUGACAAAUCUUUCACUAGGUGUGAGCAUCUUAGAACACAUCAGAAAACUCAUACUGGAAAGAAAACUUCCAAACCCAAAGAUGACAUAUCCUAUGUUCAUAUUAUAAGACUUUGA
Molecule: messenger RNA, 1914 nt
Organism: Cricetulus griseus (Chinese hamster)
Lineage: Eukaryota; Metazoa; Chordata; Mammalia; Rodentia; Cricetidae
Source: RefSeq, a predicted model, not a curated record